Molecule: messenger RNA, 4132 nt
Organism: Syngnathus acus (greater pipefish)
Lineage: Eukaryota; Metazoa; Chordata; Actinopteri; Syngnathiformes; Syngnathidae
Product: voltage-dependent calcium channel subunit alpha-2/delta-1
Exons: 40
Coding region: 175-3438 (1087 amino acids)
Cellular component (GO): L-type voltage-gated calcium channel complex
Molecular function (GO): voltage-gated calcium channel activity
Source: RefSeq, a predicted model, not a curated record
CGGCGCUACCUGUCCUGUCUGUUGUCGCUCUGAUCAGAUUAGAAUAAGGCUUUCCAGCAGCGAGCACUGAGGAGGCACCGGCAGGUUGACACGCCGCCGCGCUCUCUUAUUCAUCGGCGGCGGGGGGCGCCACAUUCGGCCCCCACCCACAUCCACCUCCCACAUCGUUUUCCAAUGGAUACCUGCAGGGCGCACGCUUGGACGUUCCAGGUCCUGCUCCUCCUGAGUGCCUCACGGGCUUCCCAGUUCCCCUCCUCGCUCCUGAUUAAAGAAUGGGUUGAUCAGAUGCAGAAAGAGCUCAUCACCCUGGCAGACACUGCCAUGGCCGGCAAGAGCCUCACCCAGAUCUUCUUAAGGAACCAGCACCUCUACAGUGUGGAGCAGAAUGAUGCAGAGGAGCUGGUGGCCAGAGCCGCCAGGAACAUCGAACAGCUGCUCCGCAAGAGGUCUACGGCCUUGGAGAAACUGGCUACAGCUGCCGAAAACUUCCAGAGGAAACAUCAGUGGAAGGAUGAGUAUGAGGAUGAUGAAAUUGCAUACUACAAUUCCAAGGACAACCUGGAUUCAAAUGAAACCGAGGGACGCAAAUCCCGUCUCCGUCCGGACUUUAAGGAGGAUCCGUCUUUUCGACGCCUCACAGACCACAGCCACACGGCCGUGCACAUCCCCACCGACAUCUAUGAUGGCUCAACCAUUGUCCUGAACGAGCUGAACUGGACCGAGGCACUGGAGGACGUGUUUAAGAAAAACAGAGAGGAUGAUCCCACACUUCUUUGGCAGGUGUUUGGAAGCGCUACCGGUCUGGCCCGAUACUACCCAGCAUCUCCAUGGAUGGAUGCUCGCAAGACACCCAGUAAAAUUGACCUGUAUGAUGUACGCAGGAGACCGUGGUACAUCCAAGGAGCCGCCUCACCCAAAGACAUGCUCAUCCUGGUGGACGCGAGUGGCAGCGUUUCCGGCCUGACGCUCAAACUGAUCCGGACGUCCGUUAGCGAGAUGCUGGAGACGCUGUCGGACGACGACUACGUCAACGUGGUUUAUUUCAACACCAUGGUGAAGAAGACGGCAUGCUUCGACCAUCUGGUUCAAGCCAACGUGAGGAACAAGAAACUGCUCAAGGAUGCUGUGCAAAACAUCACCGCCAAGGGCAUCACCAACUACACUAAGGGAUUCGAAUUUGCAUUUGAGCAACUCGCUACGACAAAUAUAAGCAGAGCAAACUGUAAUAAGAUCAUCAUGCUGUUUACUGAUGGAGGAGAAGAGCGAGCGCGGACCAUACUGGAGAGAUACAACGCCGACAAAAAAGUGAGGAUCUUCACCUUCUCCGUGGGACAGCACAACUAUGAUAAAGGACCCAUUCAGUGGAUGGCCUGUUCCAACAAAGGUUACUUCUAUGAGAUCCCCUCCAUUGGAGCCAUAAGAAUUAACACACAGGAAUACUUGGAUGUCCUGGGCAGACCCAUGGUUCUGGCAGACAAGCAGGCCAAACAAGUGCAGUGGACCAAUGUGUACCUCGAUGCACUGGAACUCGGUCUGGUUAUUACCGGGACUCUGCCCGUCUUCAAUAAGACCAAAAGCAAAGACGACAGGAACGGCGAGCAUCAAAAUCAGCUCAUUCUCGGCGUAAUGGGCAUCGACGUGUCACUGAAUGACAUCAAGAAGCUCACGCCACGUUUCACAAUUGGUCCAAAUGGAUACUAUUUUGCCAUCGAUCCAAACGGAUAUGUCUUGUUGCAUCCCAAUCUUCAGCCCAAGAAUCCUAAAUUCCAGGAGCCUGUUACCCUCGACUUCCUGGACGCCGAGCUGGAGAAUGACAUUAAAGUGGAGAUCAGGAGAAUGAUGAUCGAUGGCGAGACGGGUGAGCGCACAAUACAGACCCUGGUGAAAAGUCAGGAUGAGAGAUACAUUGAUAGAGGAAUAAGAACAUACACUUGGGCACCAGUCAAUGGAACCGAUUACAGCCUGGCUCUGGUUCUGCCAAAAUACAGCGAACACUUCAUACAAGCCAAACUGGGAGAUGACAUCAAGCAAGCAAUGUCAUCGUCUUGGGGGCAAAUAGUGAUGGAAACCCUCCAGUUGGAGAACUUUGACAACUAUGGUCACACCUUCAUUGCGCCACGGGAAUACUGCAAAGAGCUGACGUUGUCACUCAACAACACCCAGUUUCUCCUCGAUUUCAACCAGUACAUUGAUAGGAACACUCCAGAUGCAUGCAAUGUAUCCCUUGUGAGUCGACUCAUCCUGGAUGCAGGCCUGACAGCUGAGCUGGUUGACUUGUGGAAAGAUCAGAAAGUGAAUGGGACAGUGGCCAGGUUUGUAGCCACAGAUGGAGGAAUCACAAGAGUCUUCCCGAGAAGCACUGGAGAAGAAUGGAUGGAGAACCCAGAGCCGUACGAGUCAAGCUUCUACAAGAGAGCCCUGGACAACGACAUAUACAUUUUCACCGCUCCGACUUUUAACAUUGCAGCAGAAGGCAGAGAGAGCGUAUCCGAAUCUGGUAUCCUCGUCAGCAAAGCCGUAGAUCUCACCAUCAAUGAAGUCACGCUUAAGCCAGCAGUGGUGGGAGUGAAACUCGAUGUCACUUACUGGAUGAACAGUUUCAUGAAUGCUACACUUAAAGAGAAUUGCAAAGAUGAGAUCUGUGGCUGUAUGAGGAAUGACAAGCAUGUCGAUUGCGUGAUCCUAGAUGAUGGUGGUUUUCUGCUCAUGUCCAAUCAGGAUGAUUACAUCAGUUUGAUAGGUCAGUUCUUUGGCGAGGUGGAUCCCGUGCUGAUGAUCAACCUGGUCAACACCUCUUUGUAUUCCUUCAACAAGACCUACGAUUACCAGUCUGUGUGCGACCCGGAGAAAGACAGCAAGGCUGCGGCGGGCCCCCGCUCUAUCUAUGUGCCAACCAUAGCAGAUUUGCUCAGUAUUGCCUGGUGGGCUUCCGCUGCUGCCUGGUCCAUACUCCAGCAACUCUUUUAUGGCCUCAUGUUCCCCAAUCUACUGGAGGCAGCAGAGUCAGCCGAUGACGACAUUCCUGACGCCAUGUUUAAAGAAAGCUGCAUCACAGAGCAGACGCAAUACUUCUUUGACAACGAUGAAAGAUCCUACUCGGGGGUCCUGGAUUGUGGAAACUGUUCGAGGAUGUAUCGAGCGGAGAAGCUGCCAAACACCAACCUUGUGUUCCUGAUCACCGAUGCCAAGGACACGUGUUUGUCAUGUGACCCCAGACCGCUGCGACAGGCUGAACAACCCUCUGAAGGUCCAGAUCCGUGCGAGCUGGCCCAGAACCCGAGGUACCGCAAAGGGCCAGACGUAUGCUUCGACAACAACGAAAAUGAAGACGACUCUGAUUGCGGCGGAGGAACCGGCCUGAGCCCGAGCCUUGGUACCACGUUCACUCUCCAGCUGCUUCUGCUGCUGUUGCUCGGCUUUCCUUCGUCAAGCUCGUGACGCCUAGAAACGUCUAAACCGACACGACUAGCAUGACUGUCAGUGUAUGUAGAGGAAACUAAGCAGCCAAAACGUUCUCAACGAGCAAAGGUCUCAUGUCACACGAGGAGACCGGAGGGACGCCCUCCCGGAUGGUAUGCUGAUUUUACAAAUGUGGUGUUAUUUUGUUCCCUGCGCAGUCUCGGCGUCUUUGUUUUCUGAUGCCAAAGGUUUCUUGCUCAUUUCAUUCUCAAUCCUUAUCCAGUUCCCGUUUUCAUGCUGUACCCCAAAAGAUUCACCUGAGGGGUUCAAGGGUAAGCGCAAACCAAACCCUUUAAUUCUGUUUUGUUUUCAAGAUUGUGUGCUCACUGACAGCGUUGAUUUGUGUGGUUGUUGCUAUUGUUUGUAUUGAUGGCGUAUCAAGCCCGAGUAACUCCGCAUCCCGUCAUUCUUUUUGUUGUCGAGUAUUUAAAAAAUGUACUGUACCUGCUCAACAGACAUUUCGCUACUAGCUCAGUGUUGUAUUGUAGCGCUGUGUGCUUUAUAUCAAGCAAAAGACAAUAUAGUAAUCAAAGCCCUAUCAUGAAAAAAAAUGAACACGCUGUCCCAAAAUGUUGAUUUCUAAAUAUUCCACAAACUAUAAUCCCCAAUUUAAUAUUAAUUUUACAACAUUGCCUCCAAAAAUAAGCCAGACGAUUUAUUGACGAUUUGGAAA